Messenger RNA from Anastrepha obliqua, 3738 nucleotides. Its product is annotated as SURP and G-patch domain-containing protein 1. The transcript is spliced from 8 exons. The record is from RefSeq and is a predicted model, not a curated record. The coding region runs from base 413 to 3496 and encodes 1027 amino acids. Gene Ontology annotation, cellular component: nucleoplasm. Gene Ontology annotation, biological process: RNA processing. Gene Ontology annotation, molecular function: RNA binding. Lineage: Eukaryota; Metazoa; Arthropoda; Insecta; Diptera; Tephritidae.
UCUAGAUUACCAUUAAAAGAGAGAGAGAAAAAGUGAAUUUUAGUUCAUAGUUCUGAAAAUCUAAAUGAGUUGUGGAAAAUUGUUAAGAAAAGGGGUUUAAAAUAUUAAAUUGCAAUCACCUUCAUAAAAAUACGCUGGACUUCGUUGAAGAAUAUUUUUUAUACAGCUAAAUUUUGUGGUAAAGGUUUUAUGUAAGCAUGCAGUUGCGUAUCUAAAGUGCUUCCAUGUAUGUACAUAUAUAACACAGAAAAGGCAUACGAACGUUCUUGCAAAUAUAUACUGAAAAUAUUAUAUAUAUAGUAAAAUAUAAUAUUAAAAGCAAGUAGAUAAAGUUCAUGUUACAAUAUUGUGUGUAUGUCAGUUGAUAGGGGAAUAUAAAGCAAGCGGGGCAAUAAAUUGAAAAGUUCCGACGAUGGCGCAGCGCAACAAUGCACGCAUCGAUCGCUUUGCUCAAAUGUCGAAGCAAGAGGAGAUAAUAGCAAAGAAGCGACAAGAGAUUUUGGAAAAGCAAAGAACAGCUCAAUUGGCCAAAGCCGUUGCUGCAGCCCAAAGUUUAGCUGCUAAAUUGAAAGCCGACACUGACGGUGGUUCUUCCAGCGCGGAAGGGCUGAAUGAAGCAAGUAAAGACACUAAAAAUGAUGAUGCUACACCUUUGGAAGAUACUUCUUCAGCUUUAAUUACGACAAAGGAGACACCACCCAUCUCAAUUGAAAAAAGUACCGACAAUGCGGUAAAAAGCAAGAAAGAAGAACCGACCGAUUCAACAGCUGUAACUGGAAAAUCAUUCAAUAGCUUCACGGGGAAAACUGGCAAAAUUUCAUUUGGUUUUAAACGUUUACAGUCGCAAGUGCCGAAUGCUGAGCAACCACCACCAAAAGUGGUUAACUCAUUUUGCAAUGAUGGUUCAUUUUUGGAGAAUUUCAAGAAAAUAUUGGAAAAACAUGAACCAAAGCCGCCACAAAUUAUAGCUGCCCCCGAAGGCAGCGUCGACGCCACAACAUCAGAGCAGAUGGCUGUGGCUCAGGUUAGCGAACCAGUUACGUCAGACACAAAUAAACCAUUGGAAAUGUCUGUACAACCCACUCAAUGCCAGGUUUCAAUUGCGUCAAAUCCAAUAACGCCAUCGCAGCACCAAUCUAUGCCACAAUCAGACAUACAGCAGCCAUUGCCACAAUCUGUCAUGCCGCCAAUGUCGCAACCUCCAAUGCAGCAUCAGCAUCAGCAUCAGCACCAACACCAACACCAACUACCGCCGCAGCAACAGCACGUGCGUUCUAUGCCACCACUGCAACAAACAAUUCCAAGUAUGCAACCACAGCCCCAACCAUCAAUGCAACAACCACCUCCGCCGGCAAACCUUUUACCACCAUCAGCACAACCACAAUUCCUAUAUAAUCAUCCACCACAACCGCCACCGGUGCCACCACCACACCACAUGCCUGCAGCAUUUUUUGCUGCAGCACCACCACCACCUCCACCACCCCAAUUACCCAUGACCUUGGCUUUAGGGCCACUAUAUAUGAUACCGGCACCAGAGCCUUUGCAGUUGAAUACCAUACCGGCACCGAAGGAAUUCGAUUUGAACGCCAUUCCUAAUCCACAAAUGAAUGUUGAGGCGAUUCAAAUGCCGCACGGUGUACAGCAGCCACUCGGUGUACAGCAGCCACACGGUGUACAGCAGCCCCUCGGUGUGCAGCAGCCACAUCAGCAAGCAUUACAAACACAACAAUCACCGCAACCACAGCAACAGCCACAACAACAACAACAACAACAAUCUGAUCAAAUGCUACAUAUUCCAUCACAUCAACAACUGCCGCAACUGCAAAACUCAAUGGGUGAACACAUAACCCCUCCACCACCUCCACCACAAAUUCCUCAACAGUUGCAACAAUUGCAAAGUCAGCCACUACCACAGCUGCAGCAUCCACAGCAAUUUUCUUCAAAUAAUCCACAACAGCAACUUUCUACAAAUAAUCCACAACAUCAACAAAAUCAAGCACCGCCGCCACCGCCACCACCACAACAACAACAACAACCCGUUGAGAAUCAAAACAGUCCGCCGCAAAUGUCAGUUUUUUCAGACAACAAUGACAACAGUUGCUCGCGCGUACAAUUACCAACAACUGUUGAACACUUAAUCGAUUUGGUUGCCGAAAAUGGUGAUGGUUAUGAAGAUAAAAUACGUGCGCAUAAAAACGAAUUGCACCCGGCAAUGUGGUUUCUGUUUGAAAAAAAUUGCGAGCAGUACCACAAUUACCGGCAACAACUGAAUGAGCAUCGCCGCCAAUUGCAGCACGAGCAACAAUCCUCAGAACACCAGCAAAGAGCAAAGCUGACGCUGCCACGCACCGAUAAUCACGAUUCGCUAGAAAUGGAUGAGAAUUCUAGUGAAAGUGGUGGGCCACAUGAGCAUCAGCAGGAAUCGCGUUAUCUUUAUCACCAACAGCAACGGCAGUUGCAACAGCGGCGUGAGCAGUUUUCACCAAAAUUUGUGAACCAACAUGACAGUGCCGACAAAUAUGAUCCAGAGUCGGCUAUUAGCGGCGAUGUUGACUCGGACGAUGAGUAUAUGCGCGGCAUGUUGGAUCGGAAUCGCGACAAUUUGAAGCGCCGUAUUGAGUGUCGGAACGAGUUGAGCGAGGAAGAGCGUCAGGAGCGGGAGGCCGAAGCGGAGUUGGAGGAACAACGCCGUCAGGAGCGCAAGAAGCAACGUAAAAGUCGCUGGGGUGAGAAGGUUGAGGCCUCCACUAGUGCCGGGACCACAACAAACGCGUUGUCAAAUGUGCCAACCUCGUUUGCCAAUCAAAAUAAACCGAUGUUAACGGCCAUAACGCGUACUGAUCCAGCUUUGUUGCAAUAUGCCCGUCUCAACUAUGGUUCCACGAACUUAAGCGAGGAGGAUUGGAAGAAAUGCGAGGAGCACUACAAAGUGAAUUUGCUCUACCAGGAUAUGAUGCGAAAGCGACAAGAAAUUGAUCGACUCGCGCGCAGUGGCAAAUUCAAAUACGAAUACGAUUCGGAUGAAGAUGUUGACGGUGGCACUUGGGAGCAUAAAUUGCGUUGCGCUGAAAUGGAAGCAACUAAACUCUGGGCCACCGCAUUGACAAAACAGAGUGAGGGUAAACAUCAUAUUGGUGACUUUUUGCCACCGGAAGAGCUAAAGAAAUUCAUGGAACAAUACGAGGCAAAGAAGAAUAAUCGGCAACCCGAUUUAAGUGACUAUAAGGAGUACAAACUGAAGGAGGACAAUAUCGGUUUUCAAAUGUUGCAAAAGCUAGGUUGGAAGGAGGGACAAGGUUUGGGUACAGAUGGCGGCGGUAUUGUGGAUCCAGUCAAUAAAGCUCCACAGCGGGACGGUAACCAGGGUUUGGGUGUGGCAAGUGCCGCUUCACCAGAGGAAUGCGACAAUGAAUACGACGCCUACCGUAAACGUAUGAUGCUGGCCUAUCGAUUUCGGCCGAAUCCACUGAACAAUCCACGUCGAGCCUACUACUAGACUCAGGAAUCAUCUGUAGGAAAGAGAAAAACGUUAAAUGAAAGAGAUUGAGGAAAAUAAAAAAGUUCUAUGCCGUUUAAUGCUCUUUAUUACACAUUGUAUUAAUGUCAUAUAUCCUCUAUUUAUUAGCCUUAAAAUAUCCUAUAAUUCAACAAUAAGUUAACUUCAAAACUUCAAAGUGUAACACUACCAAUUGAACCUUCGAACACGUGAAUGCAUAAAGCGAUGACUAAUUAAAGGAA